AUGACAUUUCUCCAAGCAUGUUGUACUCUCCAUCGUCUUCAUAUUUUCGAAAUGUUUAGAGUAACUAGUCUAAUGUUGCCGACAAUUGCUCUUUGCAUCUUUCUUCUUGCACAUCAAGGCUUCGGAUCAAGGCUGAGGCCUACUAUCCAAGAGGUAAACGAUCCAUUAGUGAAAGGUUUGCCAUAUGCUCCAAUCAAACAAAAUCUGACAAGCUUGAAACCAAACUCCCACGGGACAGCACAUCCUCUGGAAGGACCAGGCCCAGAAGAAGUUACAUAUAUAAUUGCACACCAAACUUCUGUUGGGGGCCCUAAUGAUAAUUACUAUGGAUUACAAGCCAUCACGGACGUGUAUGGCCACGACCUCAAAACUGGCCAGUUGAGUGCUACGAUAAUUUGGGUUCAUCAUACUGGUGAUGGCUCAAAAUCAAGUUUGAAUACGAUUCAAGUUGGAUGGCAUAUUCACCCAGAACGCUAUGGCGACACUCGUACUCACUUGUUUGCCUAUUGGACGAGGGAUGGAUAUGAAACAACCGGGUGCUUCAACAGGGAUUGCCCUGGUUUCAUAACAGCAAAAGGUGCUACAGUGAGUCUAGGUGCAAUCAUAGAUCCAGUUUCCGAUCUCAAUGGUGGGAGCCUACAAAAUGUCACUCUAAAAUUGUUGAAGGAGAAGACAAGUGGAGAUUGGUGGGUGUACUACGGCUUCAAUAGUGUCCCUACUGCUGUGGGCUACUACCCAAGCUCAUUGUUCACAAACCUAGCAAAAAUUGCAAACACGGUCUCGUUUGGUGCCUAUGUGAGCGUUGACAGGGCGCAACCAACACCUCCGUUGGGCAGUGGUGCCUCACCAAAUGAUGGCCAAGGCCACGCUGCAUCCUUUAGCGACAUGCAAACUAUUGAUGUGGAUGGGACUGGCAAGCCUAUCAUGGAAGACUUGCCCAGCGUUGCCAAAUGUUACUCGAUUGCUCCUGUGUCUCAUGGAAAGUUCUUUUAUGGUGGACCGGGAGGAUGUGCGUAA
Molecule: messenger RNA, 1017 nt
Organism: Triticum turgidum subsp. durum (durum wheat)
Lineage: Eukaryota; Viridiplantae; Streptophyta; Magnoliopsida; Poales; Poaceae
Source: the annotation of a GenBank genome assembly